AUGGCUGCUCGAAACUUGGACGGACCCCUCACUGAUAUUCCUGAGAACGUCUCGCGAGAUGAGUUGAUACGCUGGGCCGCACAGCCAGGGCAGUAUAACCUCUUCCCAGGAAACCCCGUCAGGCUGCAGUCGUGCGGAACUAACAUCCAAGGACAAAUUUACUCCAAUAACGGAAGCCAUACAGAAGAUCUGCGAAGCAUUCGCAGCGCCUACGUACAACAAGUCGAGUCGUUUAAAGCUAGACGACAUGAGAACCUGAGGGCACUACGGCAGCAAAAGUCACAUAAGAGUGUCCGCAUGGCCUUUUACCAGUGGAAUGCGGAGUUUUUAACACCGAACGCAUUCGAAAUAGUUUAUCAUUUCAUUCCUGGAAGAGCAGAGCGGCCAGAUGUUGACGAAGUUGAAGCAAUCUUCGUUACAGUUCAAGAUAACAACGGCAGAAGCAAGUCUGAACACCGAAGGUUCAUGAGGAAGGUCACUGGUGCGUUAAACGCAUUGAGUGACAUUCCGUCGUGCAGUAUUGUUGAUUCAACGUUCAACGAGCUGUCCAACAUUGUUGGGACAAAACCCACUGCCCAAGGGCCUGUGGCGAACCGUCAGGUCACUUAUAUGUUUGCCCGCGACGGUAUCGUUAACCCGGGUUCCACUCACAAAUGUUCUUGGAGCUUCCAUGUACGCAAGAAGGAAUUUGUCGGAAUUUCUACAGCGUGCGUGGGUAUAGGGCGUCUCCUAGUGCUCGGCAUUCAUCUUCCCACCCUCAAGGAAGGACAGAGCCACUUUGUACGACUUUUGCUGCAACAUGCCGCCUCCAAGUGCAUUCCCGAUGACUACGACAGCGAGAGCCUAAACUACUUCAAUGCGGGAGUCUAUAUGGCGAUAUUGUGCAACAGCUGCGAUACAUGA
Toxoplasma gondii ME49 is the source of this 903-nucleotide messenger RNA. RefSeq lists its product as hypothetical. The coding region runs from base 1 to 903 and encodes 300 amino acids. The transcript is spliced from 5 exons. Lineage: Eukaryota; Apicomplexa; Conoidasida; Eucoccidiorida; Sarcocystidae. The record is from RefSeq and is a predicted model, not a curated record.